AUGGAAUUUAGGAGUACGGGACCCCAGCCAUUUGAAGGAACCAUCAAUCCAGAUGAGGUAGACCAGUGGGUGGCAAAGAUGGAGAAAGCCUUUGCCAUAAUGAACUGUACUCCAGAAGAGAAGCUCAGGUUCAGCAUUUAUAUGAUUCAAGGACUUGCAAAUGACUGGUAUAAUGGGGAAAUUAGGAUCCGACAAGGAAAGGAGUUUGAAUCAUGGGAAGAAUUGAGAAAGGCUUUUAGUGGGCAGAGUUCCAGGGUCAUACCAGCACAGAAACCUCAAGCCCCUCCAGAGCAGCGUGCAGGAAAGGUUGUUAGUGGGCAACCAUCCUCCUCAAACAAUCAAAAGGUGGGUAGACCUAAGACUCAAGGGCUAGUCUAUGCACUGACUCAGGAGGAUACCCAUGGCUCUAAUGCUGUGGUGUCAGGUACCUUACCAGUCUAUUCUGAUUAUGCCUAUGUUUUGUUUGAUUCUGGGGCUACGCAUUCCUUUAUUUCUUCUGUAUUUGUUUGGAAGCAUGCUUUACUUACUGUUGUGUUGGAUUAUGAUUUGAGUGUUUCUAUGCCUGUUAGUGAUGUCUUAGUAAUCAGAAAAGUUUGUGUAAACUAUCCUAUGGUAAUUGAUAAUCAUGUGUUGAUAGCUGAUCUCCAUGUCAUGAGCAUGAAGGACUUCGAUGUUAUUUUGGGAUACCACCAGUUGAAGAUCAAGCAAGAGGAUGUGACAAUAUCUGCAUUUCAAACUCGUAAUGGUCAUUCUGAAUUCCUAGUAAUGCAUUUUAGGUUGAGUAAUACACCAGCUGCUUUCAUGAAUUUGAUGAAUAAAACUUUCAAACCUUUCCUGGACAAAUUUUUUGUGGUGUUUAUCGACGACAUCUUGGUGUAUUCCAGAAAUCAGGAGGAGCAUAAAGAGCACUUGAGGAUCAUGUUGGGGACACUCAGAGAGAGGAAACUUUUCACCAAAUUUUCCAAGUGUGAAUUUUGGCUAGAUCGAGUGGUUUUCCUUGGCCAUGUCAUAACCAAAGACGGCAUCUCUGUGGAUCCUACCAAAAUUGAAGCAGUUGUAGAGUGA
This is a messenger RNA of Dioscorea cayenensis subsp. rotundata (Guinea yam), 1065 nucleotides long. RefSeq lists its product as uncharacterized. The record is from RefSeq and is a predicted model, not a curated record. The coding region runs from base 1 to 1065 and encodes 354 amino acids. Lineage: Eukaryota; Viridiplantae; Streptophyta; Magnoliopsida; Dioscoreales; Dioscoreaceae. The transcript has 3 exons.